UUCAAAGCGUUCAACGGGAACCCCGCCCCCCUCCUUCUUCUUUGACUUUUCGAGAAACCCAUCGUUUUCUUCAUCCCGGCAGCUAGUGCGCUUUUGUUUAGGUUCCCUAUUCCUUCCGGCCGCAACUGCUCUACAGUGUACUUUGUUCGCCAGCCCCAAAAGUCGCGCUCAUCGUUCGCCCCAUCGUUGAACUUUUGCGUUCCUUGUCAAAAAACUACGGUGCUAUAAACAACCUAUACCCUGUUCCACAUGGCUCCCGUUAUCCUCGUCCUAGGUGGAGUUGGCUUCAUUGGCCGUAACUUUAUUGCCUAUAUUAUCGACAACAACCUUGUCGACCACGUACGCGUUGCGGACAAGGCGCUUCCUGCCACCGCCUACCUAUCGGAUAAGCACAAAAAGGUGUUUGACGAUAAGCGAGUGGAAUUCAAGCAAGCAAACUUGACGAAUACUGCUGCUGUUGAGAAAAUCUUUACGCGAGAUGAUGGCAAGGAAUUCGACUACGUGUUCAAUCUGGCGGCGGAGACAAAGUACGGGCAGUCAGACGAGGUAUACGACGAGCGAACCUUCCAACUCUCGGUUGCUGUGGCGAAAGAGGCGGCCAAGCGCAAAGUAAAAGUCUUUGUGGAAGUCAGUACUGCACAAGUAUACGAAUCGGACAAGAAACCAUCCGCCGAAGAGGGCAAGCUCAAACCUUGGACGGCAAUUGCCAAAUCCAAGUUGAAGGCUGAGGAAGAGUUGAAAAAAAUUUCUGGCUUGAACUUGGUGAUUCUGAGGCCUGCCAUUGUUUACGGAUGGGGAGACGUUUACGGAAUCACCCCCCGUCUGAUUAUGGGUGCUGUUUACCGCCAGUUGAACGAAAAGAUGGAGUUGCUUUGGACAAAGGAUCUGAAGAUGAACACUGUGCAUGUGGACGAUGUGGCGCGAGCAUUGUGGCAUGUAGCGGCCACAAAAGAGGAAAAGGGUGGCCGGACCCGCCCAGUAACCGCUGCCGAAAUUUACAACCUUGCUGACAAAACCGAUACAGAUCAAGGGAAGGUCAACCAGCACAUUCAGGCUAUUUUCGGCAUUGACACGGGCUUUCAGGGGACUAUGAUUAGUCAAUUUGCCAAGCUGAAUCUGGAAUCUGUGACGGAAGAUGUGAAUGAUAAACACCUUCAGCCGUGGUCAGAGCUAUGCAAGGCUGCGGGUGUAACAAACACUCCGCUAACGCCAUACCUCGACAAGGAGCUACUGAAGGACAAUGCCUUGAGUGUGGAUGGGUCCAAGAUUGAGAAAGAACUCGGUUUCACUUACACAGUUCCCCAGUUGACAGAGCAGGAGCUGCGGAAGGUGGUGGAAGAGUUUGUUGCCAGCAACAUGUGGCCCAAAGGGACUACGAAAUGAGCAUGUGUAAUGAUGUGACGGCCUUUAGUAACGGACGGUGGAAUAGAAAAUAGAUCUUGUUGGCGAUGGACACCAGUUGCUGAGGAAAAACAAAGCGACAAGGGAUGUGGGGUGCGGGAUGUUAGGUAUACUAUGUGGACAGCCACGUCUUGAUGAUGUAUUUCUAGGGGAUGGUUUAAUAUUGUUUUGGUGGCAAUGUAUCUGGAGUAUUUGGCUCUUCUUGCACAUCUGGCUUAUAUGCACAUCUGGCUUGUAGUCCCCAUGGGAACUUUCGUCAAUGGUUAGCAAUUGCAUUGUUCCAGUC
Molecule: messenger RNA, 1687 nt
Organism: Spizellomyces punctatus DAOM BR117
Lineage: Eukaryota; Fungi; Chytridiomycota; Chytridiomycetes; Spizellomycetales; Spizellomycetaceae
Product: NAD-dependent epimerase/dehydratase
Exons: 9
Coding region: 250-1383 (377 amino acids)
Source: RefSeq, a predicted model, not a curated record